AUGACCCAGCAGUGCGUACAAGUCCGAUGCCAGAGCUGUGGCUUCGUCCAACCAAAGAACGCGACUUGGCAGGCAGACCCUCUGAGCCAAUGCAAGGACUUUCCCUCCACCACUGAAGGAGAAGUACUUGAUCAGCAAUAUCAGAAUGCAGCCAUCUGGACUGGUGCAAGACCGAGCCCCGAUCUUCUGGUCAAUCGUUGUGGUUCGAAUGGUGCACUUAUUGGAAUGGCGCCAAGUGGUUCUAGUCCGCGGCCUUCCCUACCUGGAACACCACAGCUUGCGGAAGCGCCCUCGUUGGCUCAACAUCUGCUGGCUCAGGCUGAAGAUUUACUGGCGAACAGUACUCAACAUACCUUCUUGUAUAUCUCACGGUCGCUUGUCUCAUUCACUAGAGCACUGAUAGGCAAGAUCCGCAUACCCGAAAUCAACGACUUAGAACGCGACUCAAUGUUCCGAUGUCUAGACUUGUUGUGCUCUGCGGUAAAUAAUAUGAAGAAGGAGUUAGAGUUUCUUAAAGCCACCAAGCGCAAGUACGGACUUGACGUCAGCAUUGAUGAACCGAAACCGCCCACUAAAGGCUUCGUCGAUCUGUUCCACAGUGCAUCAUGUCCGUCUGCAACAUUACUCGAGGGCAUGGUGAUGCUAUGGGCUACUGAAAUUGUAAUGCCAAUAUCGCCACCACGAAACCCGUACCCCCUCACAUCCUCGUUGCCACCAGAAGCACCUGCAGACCCAAACAGCGUCCAGCUAAAAACAAAAGACGGCCACACUACCGCCCUCCGCGAGGCAUUCAUCGAAAACUGGAAAUCAGAAAUCUUUGGCCGCUUCAUAGGCGCCUGCAGAUCCAUCGUCGACGAGCUCGCCAUGGUCCAGCCGCCAGGCAACGGCUGGGAUGACAUGUCAGCCUGCGAACGCAUCUUUAAGCAAGCCGUCUGGCUGUGGGGUCAGAUGUUCUCUGAGGUAAUGGGCAUGGAAGAGCAAGAAGAGUUGGAUGACUGGUAG
Messenger RNA from Aspergillus novofumigatus IBT 16806, 1002 nucleotides. RefSeq lists its product as uncharacterized. The coding region runs from base 1 to 1002 and encodes 333 amino acids. The record is from RefSeq and is a predicted model, not a curated record. NCBI's taxonomy places the organism in Eukaryota, Fungi, Ascomycota, Eurotiomycetes, Eurotiales, Aspergillaceae. The transcript has 4 exons.